This is a messenger RNA of Aspergillus nidulans FGSC A4, 606 nucleotides long. RefSeq lists its product as uncharacterized. The record is from RefSeq and is a predicted model, not a curated record. Lineage: Eukaryota; Fungi; Ascomycota; Eurotiomycetes; Eurotiales; Aspergillaceae. The coding region runs from base 1 to 606 and encodes 201 amino acids. The transcript is spliced from 2 exons.
AUGCUUAAUCGGAUCCCCAUCUCCCAUUCCUCCUCACUCCUCAACAUAUCCCUGCCCUUCGCACCUAAGAACGUAAAACACCGCCCGAUUCCUACAUCCCCCACCGCAUCCAGGCGAUCCGCAUCCUGCACAAUCGCAAGUUCAACAUACCUCCCUCGCCAACUAACCGCCUUACAGCGGACGGAUCCUUACACUACGUCGUAUACGAGACAUGCGAGACGAUCGUCUGGACACGGGUUGCAAGCACAGGAUCCGCCCCGUGCAAGAGGAGAAUAUGCUCGACUAACUUGUGCGGUGGAAUUGCGUUUGCUUUUUGCGUUUUGGAAGAUACUUUCGGUCGCUGAUAUCGUGGAGCAGGGCCGCGAGGUGCACGACGGCCAGGCCAGUAAGGCCCCAGACAGGGCAAUCCCGCUGUACGAUAAAGAACUCGACUCUCUUUCUGACGAAUCACUCGCUGACCUCCUCAAGUCAGCUCCAAUCCUUUAUGAUCUCGGCAAACCGUCCAAUAAUUUUGUCUUAAAAGGCGGCGGCAAUUUGCUACCUUGUGAGGCAAAGGUACUCCAACUAAUUGCAUCAAGGUCCAACAUUCGAGCUCCUAGCGUUUAG